Molecule: messenger RNA, 1191 nt
Organism: Polistes canadensis
Lineage: Eukaryota; Metazoa; Arthropoda; Insecta; Hymenoptera; Vespidae
Exons: 1
Coding region: 13-465 (150 amino acids)
Source: RefSeq, a predicted model, not a curated record
CCGCUCAUAGUAAUGCCACGGCACAUUCAAGAACAGCAACAGCAACAGCAACAACAAAUGCAAGAGUUUUACAUGGAAGAAUUGUCGAACAAAUUGUCAAAGUUACGAAUCGAUCCCCUCCUUCGUAUAAGUUCUGAAAAUCAGGGAUAUCAUAACGACGUUUUCGUAAUGACCUAUUCGCAGGAAAAUGAGAACGACAAUAAUUACAACGAGUAUCAUCUGCCGCCAAUCUUCCCGUUUCGAUACGAAAGGCCGAUGUGCUCCCGUUCUCUUAGUAUUACUGAUGUCACUUAUGAUUCCGGUAACAAUAACAGCAACAGCAGCAGCAGUAACAGCAACAAAACGGAUAAUAACAACGCGAUUGUCGCUACUAACAAUUAUGAUGAAAAUGAUUACGAUGACGUGGAGGACGAGAGUCCUAGAAAGGGACUAUUGAAGCAAAUAUUUUGCCUUCCAUUAAAUUAAGAUCGUUAUACACACAUACACAUAAAAAUGGGGCGGUGGGGGGCUGCGUUUUUAAAAUGAAAUAAAAGAAAGAGAAGAUAAAAAAUAAAAAUACAAAAAAUAAUAUAAAAAGAAAGAAGGAAGAAAUAUUCGCUUCCCGGUAUUAUUAUAAUAAUAUGAUAAACGAUGAUCAAUUAUAUCCAUCGUCAUUUUUUUUUUAUAAACAAAGACAGAUAUGAGAUUUGAGGCCUACGACAAUGUUGCGAACUUUUAUCAAAGUUCUCUCGUCUGACUUCUGUCAAAGUAGACGAGCGCAUUCGAAUUUGUCAUACGUUCAUAUAUAUAUAUAUAUAUAUAUACACACAUAUGUGAUAUAUGCUUUCAUAUAUAUAUAUACUUACACAUUAUAGGAAUUGUACCCUUACUUUAAUUCUCUUGACAUGGUGCUGCAAUAUGAAUUUAUUCUAUUAACGUCUAACGUUAUUUUCAGCUACUUUUAAUGCUGGGAAAUGUGGUUAAAGAAAAACAUUAAAGAAGAAGUAGUAGAAGAUGAUGAUGAUUAUGAUGGCGAUGACGAUGAUGACGGUAAUGAUGAUAAUGAUAAUGAUGAUGAUGAUAAUGAUGAUAAUGAUGAUGAUGAUGAUGAUGAUGAUGGCGAUGAUGACAACGAUGACAACGAUGGUGAUGACGAUGAUGACGAGCAGGAAGGGGAGGUGGUGAAAGGAGAGAAGAAGAAGGAGGAAGAAG